This is a messenger RNA of Manduca sexta (tobacco hornworm), 2332 nucleotides long. Its product is annotated as zinc finger protein 62. Gene Ontology annotation, molecular function: RNA polymerase II transcription regulatory region sequence-specific DNA binding; chromatin insulator sequence binding; DNA-binding transcription factor activity, RNA polymerase II-specific. Lineage: Eukaryota; Metazoa; Arthropoda; Insecta; Lepidoptera; Sphingidae. The record is from RefSeq and is a predicted model, not a curated record. Gene Ontology annotation, biological process: regulation of transcription by RNA polymerase II. The transcript is spliced from 16 exons. Bases 123 to 2195 code for a protein of 690 amino acids. Gene Ontology annotation, cellular component: chromosome; nucleus.
UAACACACUCAACCUUCCUUGGAAAGGAAUUGUUUGGUGAAAUCUGUCAAGGCAAUAUAUGUGAAGUCAAAAAUAUCGACAGGUUUUUAUAAGUUCUUCCAUUAAUUUAAAAAUACAAAAUCAUGAACGUUGAAGUGAAUCCAUUAAAUAUGAAUGGUAUAUGCGUUGGUUGUCUCAGUUCAGACAGAAAACUGAAGAUAUUGUCGAAUGAAGAAACAAAGUUAUUUGUACAAGAAUUUCUCGAUUCUUUUGAUAUGGUGAAAGAGUCAGUACUAUUAUGUUGGGAAUGCGUCGCUAUAGUACAAAAGACCGUUCGAUUUAAGAAGCAAGUGAAAUAUGCAAAGAGCUAUCUCAUGACGUGUUUGCCCAACACUCCAGCGCCGACAUUAUCAAAAUUAAAAAUAACGGAGACACAAAUUCUAGACGUAAAAAUGUCGAGUCAUAAAAAGACUCGAAAAUCUAAAAUGAAAAUAACUCAAAGUAACACAGAAUCUCAAAGUAUAAGUAUGGUAACUUGUGAUUUAAUAUAUAAAGAUGAUUUAAAAAAAGACUCCGACCAAAAUGACUCCAACACUGACUCUAAAAUUAAUAAAGAGAAUGUAUCAAUGCAAGAAGUCGUUAAAAUAGACUCGGAUGUGCGCGAGACUAAAAACGAAGACUCGACUGUCCGUAAAUACGAAUAUUACCCAUUCCCGGACGUGUUGGUGAAAACCGAAGACUCGAGCAGUUUAGACAUGGAUGUGGAAGGUUAUUAUAUGGACGAUAAUGCGGAGUAUGGAGACACGGGAAAUGUUACGGAGAUAGCAAAAGUCGACAUCAAAGAAGUAAAUGGUAAACUAAAAAGUACAAAACGCAAACAAGACGCGACGUAUUCGGAUUCUGACGACGAGCCGCUCGUCAAGAAAAAGGAGGAGAAGAAAUGCAGAAAGAGAAAGAAGGAGAAGGAUUCCUCCGGGCCCAAGCCGUCCCGUCGCGAGAAGCCGGCGGGCGUGGUGGCGAGCGCGAGGGUGGCGCGGAAGCUGCAGGAGCUCAACGUGGCCGCCGACCAGCUCGAGAUGGUGCUGCUCAGCUGGCAGGAGGUAGAGGAGGAGCGGCAGAGAUCCCUCGCGAGCGAGACGUUCACUCGACACGCGUACCGCUGCUACGACUGCGCGCUAGGGUUCAACUACAGAGUCAAACUCGACAACCACAUGAAGAAACACCAACCGUCGGCAGGCUCGCUGGUGUGCGAGGUGUGCAAGAUCCAUUGCAAGAACGCGCAUGCGCUCUCCGCUCAUAGACGGAGACAUCGGGUCAGAUGGCGGUGUGUGGCGUGCGGCGGCGCGUGGUCGCGCGCGGCCGUGGCGGCGGACCACCUCGCGCGCCUGCACGCCGCCGCGCCGCCCGCGCAUCUCUGCACCGUCUGCGGACACACCGACACGAGUCUCGGCCGCCUCCGCAAUCACAUGAAGAACCACUCGGAGCGGCAGAAGUGCGAGCUGUGUGGCAAGACGUUCCGGAACAGAGACUCGCUGCGGACUCAUCUCUUCAUCCACAAAGGGGAGAAGGAGUACCAGUGUCCUCAGUGCGAUAAGAAGUUCCUGUUCAAGAGAGCGUUACACGUGCAUCUGAUAACGCACGACGCCCCCGCGCUCCUCUACUGCCAUGAGUGCGACAUGAACUUCAAGAACAGGAUGUCGUACGGACAGCACAUGCGGUACAGCCUCAAGCACAUAGACCCCGCCAAACUCAAACACGCGUGUACGUUGUGCGACAAGAAGUUCCUGAAGGCGGCCCGACUAGAGGAACACAACCUGGCCGUACACCUCAAGGCGACGCCCUUCCACUGCGCAGUGCAGGGCUGCAACUUCGCGAGUUCGUCGCGGCCGGUGCUGCGCUCCCACGUGCGCAUGGUGCAUCGCGACGGACGCGCCGCCAGGAACUACGUCUGCCACACCUGCGGGAAGGCUUACAAGAACAAGAAGACCCUGGAGGGCCACCUGCGGUCGCACUCCGGCGAGCGUCCCUUCCACUGCGCGCUGUGUCCCGCCACCUUCGGCUACGAGGCCGCGCUCUACAACCACAACAAGGUCGUGCACCUCAAGGAGAAGGCGGGUGGGCGCGUGUGUCCGCCCCCCGGACUCCCCGCGCGGGCCCCGGACCCCCCACAGCCCCCCGCCACGACGACGUGGCGCGGGACCGCGUACGACAUGUAGAGAUCUACUCACUGCACAAUACACAAGUCCAUUGAUUUGAAACGUCGAGGUCAUUUUAAAAAUAAUGAAGACAGAAAAUUAUAAAAUGAUAAAUUAUAUCAAAUUAAUAAAUACCACGAGGUCUAAGCGGAGUUUGA